AUGGCCGCUUCCACAACUUUGGCGCGCGAUCAGGCGCUCAGCUAUCUUUCCAACCCCCGCUUCAGCCAAAAACUCACUCUGCCAGCAACUGCAGAUAGCCCUGCCCUCACUGUCAGCUAUGCCGACGUUGGCUUCAGCCCUGCGACCCCGGCUGAUAGUCGCAGUACACCUACUAUGCUGUUUAUCCCCGGCAUGUUUGGCUCUAGAUACAUAGGCGCUAUCCUAGACCCUAUUGCGCGUAAAUUCGGCGUCCGUGUCCUUGUAGCUGACCGUCCGGGGAUGGGACAUUCGACAGAGGUCGCCCUCUCUCUUCGUCUUUCAACGUGGAUUCGAACCGUGCCUCUCCUGCUGGAGCAUCUUGACAUUAAGCAUGUUGCCCUUGUUUCCCAUUCCGCUGGGACGAUAUAUCUGCUAAACACAUUGCACUAUCACCGAGAUAUGCUACACCCGGACCGGCCAUUUGUUGCCCUCUUCGCACCAUGGGUUGAUCCUGUGCAUUCCAAGGUGACAGCAAUGCAAAUGAUGCAACACAUCCCAGCACAGGCCUUUGCAGUCUGGCAUCACAUUGCGCCUUUACUAGCUACAAGCGGAGUUGUGGUUAAUAAAGCAUCUAGUUUCUUCACUUUUUCAACGGGCAGCAGUGGUGACCAAGAUACACCCAAGGAGAGGAAUAGGCAAAAGCUAGCAUCCGCAUACGAUGUGCCCAGGGACUUUCAAAAUGAAUUGGAGUCGCUUCUUGGUAAAAAGAUAACCGAAGAAAAUAUUGUUGGUGCGAAUAGCGAAGCACUUCUCUGUGCAAGAAAAGGCAAAGGAUGGUCAUGGGGAGAGUGUGAUGAUUACGCCACUUUCAUAGAAACACUAGCGAGGGGCGAGAGGGAAAAACACCAGCUUAAGUCCAGUACGGAUAGCUAUGCGAAGUUGAAAAUUAGGGCGUAUUUUGCCGAAAAUGAUGUUAUGAUUGGAGUUGGCGGGCAGAAGUAUAUGGAAGAGUGCUGGGGGCGUGGAGAGGGUAGUUUAAGCGAUGUUCUUGAUUUUGACUCGGCCACUAUGGCUGGUACGGAUCAUGAUAGCCUUGUGCAAUCUGUAGAGGUUUGGGAGAAGGUAUUUGCCGACGCUGGUGGCAGCCUUGCACGCUAG
Messenger RNA from Trichoderma asperellum CBS 433.97, 1137 nucleotides. RefSeq lists its product as uncharacterized. The record is from RefSeq and is a predicted model, not a curated record. Lineage: Eukaryota; Fungi; Ascomycota; Sordariomycetes; Hypocreales; Hypocreaceae.